Anopheles nili is the source of this 1298-nucleotide messenger RNA. It is a transcript of the gene Dlish, whose product is annotated as SH3 domain-containing protein Dlish. The record is from RefSeq and is a predicted model, not a curated record. The coding region runs from base 1 to 1098 and encodes 365 amino acids. The transcript has 5 exons. Gene Ontology annotation, molecular function: protein binding. Lineage: Eukaryota; Metazoa; Arthropoda; Insecta; Diptera; Culicidae.
AUGGCAUUCUUGUGUCCCGUACGCAUUCGCCGUGGGAAAAAGAAGAAACGUAACGAUAUCGAUAAAGAUCUGUCGAGCAGCCUAGGUCUGAACCAUGGCAUGGGACGGAUCACAGGGUCCGCCAGCAUUGAAACACUGGUGCGGGUUGGCAUCGAGAAAGAACACGGUCUUAGCCCGGAUAGUAAGAUGGUGGUGCUGCACGACUUCACGCCUUGUGUGGACGAUGAGCUGGAGGUGAAGCGAGGCCAAAUAGUGAACAUACUGUACCGUGAAAACGACUGGGUGUACGUGAUUGGGCAGGACACGCGGCAAGAAGGUUUCAUUCCGCACUCGUACUGUGCCCCCUUCAACACACAGCUCGCCGAUUUGGCCAUCAAGAAGAAGCUCCCUCGUGAUAUUGCAACGAUGGGCGCUCCUGGUGGCGGCAUCGGCAACGGAGUUGGGCUGACGGCGGCCGAUCUGAUUGAUGGAAUGCCGGAUAUAAGCAUGGACGUGUUAGAUGAUAGCACUGGGCCAGGCUUGCUCACAAACGCGCUGAAGCACUCGCAGGCGAGUCUCAGUUCUGAGCCAGACUUCUUGCCAUUUGCCAAGGACCCGAGUGGCCGCUACAUUGUGCUGUAUACGUUCAUAGCACGUGAUGAGAAUGAUGUUUCGGUGGAGCGAGGCGAGUUUGUUACCGUCCUGAACCGCGAGGAUCCUGAGUGGUUCUGGAUCGUGCGUAGCGAUGGGCAGGAGGGUUUCAUCCCGUCCGGGUUCGUAUACCCGGCGGAAAACAUCUUGCAGGGAACAAACAUGACCGUUUCAAAUCAACAUCAACAGCACCAAGCCCAGCAUCAACAACAGCAACAGCAGCAACAUCAUCAACCGCCAGGCAUAGGAUCGGACGAUCUUCGGUACCAUGGAACGGAACUAGUAAUGCUCUACGAUUAUAAGGCACAAGCGCCAGAUGAUUUGAGCGUGCGGAGGGGCGACUGGAUCUAUGCGGACCUCAACAAUCAGACUGUCGACGGAUGGUUGUGGGCGUACGCACCGAAAACCCGCAAGUACGGGUUCAUUCCCAAAGCAUAUGCCCGUCCACCUGCCAUGACGAGUCUGUAGGAAGGCAUUCCCAUGCGUUUCGUUUUUGUAAUCGUUAAUUUUAAAUUAUUUGUAAACCUCAAACAGUACUAGUAUUUAAUUUGGAUGUAAUUCCAUCCCAUUUUGUGUGCAUCCCAUACUUAGCAGGGGAGUGAUACAGUUUCGCUGCAUUCCCUGAUUCGCGGUGUUUUAAUUUCAUGGAGACAUAACUCAUUCCAUAG